GGCGGCGGCGGUGGCGGCGGCGGAAGCGGCGAGGGCGGCAGGCGUCCGGCUCUGAGGUGGUGAAGGCGGCGGCGGCGGCGGCUCCGGACUGGGCUGGGCUGGGAGCGAGCUUAUAUCCGAGGCGCCGGGUCCAGCGCGGACCUCCUGGCUCGAGCAUCCGCCCGCCGCCCGGACGCCUGGGCCGCGGAGUUGGUGUCCCGGCUCGGACCCCGGCGCCCAGCCCGGAGCCGUAACCUUGAGGCGGCGGCGGGGCCGGGCCGGGCCGGGCCGGGGGGCGGCGGCGGCGCUGGAUCCCCGGCUGCCCGAUCGUUGGCGGGAGAUGUCGAACCCAGGGACGCGCAGGAACGGCUCCAGCAUCAAGAUCCGUCUGACAGUAUUAUGUGCCAAGAACCUUGCAAAGAAGGACUUCUUCAGACUCCCCGACCCCUUUGCAAAGAUUGUUGUGGAUGGAUCUGGGCAGUGCCACUCAACGGACACUGUGAAAAACACAUUGGACCCAAAGUGGAACCAGCACUAUGAUCUAUACGUUGGGAAAACUGAUUCUAUAACCAUCAGCGUGUGGAACCACAAGAAAAUUCACAAGAAGCAGGGAGCUGGCUUCUUGGGCUGUGUGCGGCUGCUCUCCAAUGCCAUCAGCAGAUUAAAAGAUACCGGAUACCAGCGUUUGGAUCUAUGCAAACUAAAUCCCUCAGAUACUGAUGCAGUUCGUGGCCAAAUAGUGGUCAGUUUACAGACGCGAGACAGAAUAGGCACUGGAGGGUCUGUGGUAGACUGCAGAGGACUCUUAGAAAAUGAAGGAACCAUGUAUGAAGACUCCGGGCCUGGAAGGCCACUCAGCUGCUUCAUGGAGGAGCCCGCCCCUUACACAGACAGUACUGGUGCUGCUGCUGGUGGGGGGAACUGCAGGUUUGGGGAAUCCCCGAGUCAAGAUCAAAGGCUUCAGGCACAGCGGCUCCGAAAUCCCGAGAUCCGAGGGUCCCUCCAGACGCCUCAGAACCGCCCGCAUGGCCACCAGUCCCCAGAACUGCCCGAAGGCUACGAACAAAGAACAACAGUGCAGGGGCAAGUUUACUUUUUGCACACACAGACUGGAGUGAGCACGUGGCACGACCCCCGAAUCCCAAGUCCCUUGGGGACCAUUCCUGGGGGAGAUGAAGCUUUACUAUACGAAUUCCUUCUGCAAGGCCAAACAUCUGAGCCCAGAGACCUUAACAGUGUGAAUUGUGAUGAACUUGGACCACUGCCACCAGGCUGGGAAGUCAGAAGUACAGUUUCUGGGAGAAUAUAUUUUGUAGAUCAUAAUAACCGAACAACCCAGUUUACAGACCCACGGUUACACCACAUCAUGAAUCACCAGUGCCAACUAAAGGAGCCCAGCCAGCCGCUGCCGCUGCCCAGUGAGGGCUCGGUGGAAGACGAGGAGCUUCCCGCCCAGAGAUACGAGAGAGAUUUAGUUCAGAAACUGAAGGUCCUCAGACACGAGCUUUCGCUUCAGCAACCCCAAGCCGGUCAUUGCCGCAUCGAAGUAUCCAGAGAAGAAAUAUUUGAGGAGUCUUAUCGCCAGAUAAUGAAGAUGCGACCAAAAGACUUGAAAAAGCGACUAAUGGUGAAAUUUCGUGGGGAAGAAGGUUUGGAUUAUGGUGGCGUGGCGAGGGAGUGGCUUUAUUUAUUGUGCCACGAAAUGCUGAAUCCAUAUUAUGGGCUUUUCCAAUACUCUACGGACAACAUUUACAUGUUGCAAAUCAACCCAGAUUCCUCCAUCAACCCUGACCACUUGUCUUAUUUCCAUUUUGUUGGUCGAAUCAUGGGUCUGGCUGUGUUCCAUGGACACUACAUAAACGGGGGUUUCACAGUCCCCUUCUAUAAGCAGCUACUGGGGAAACCCAUCCAGCUCUCUGAUUUGGAAUCGGUGGAUCCAGAACUACAUAAGAGCUUAGUGUGGAUUCUAGAGAACGACAUCACCCCGGUGCUGGACCACACUUUCUGUGUGGAGCACAACGCCUUCGGGAGGAUCCUCCAGCACGAGCUGAAGCCCAACGGCAGGAACGUGCCCGUCACUGAGGAGAACAAGAAGGAAUACGUCCGGCUGUACGUAAAUUGGAGGUUUAUGAGAGGAAUCGAAGCCCAGUUCUUGGCUCUCCAGAAGGGGUUUAACGAGCUCAUUCCUCAGCACUUACUGAAGCCCUUCGACCAGAAGGAACUGGAGCUGAUCAUCGGUGGCCUGGACAAGAUAGACCUGAGCGACUGGAAGUCCAACACGCGGCUGAAGCACUGCGCGGCCGACAGCAACAUCGUCCGGUGGUUCUGGCAGGCGGUGGAGACCUUUGACGAGGAGAGGAGGGCCCGGCUCCUGCAGUUCGUGACGGGGUCCACCCGCGUCCCCCUCCAAGGCUUCAAGGCUCUGCAAGGUUCUACAGGCGCCGCAGGGCCCCGGCUCUUCACCAUCCACCUCAUCGACGCCAACACAGACAACCUGCCGAAGGCCCACACCUGCUUUAACCGGAUCGACAUUCCACCUUAUGAGUCUUACGAAAAGCUCUACGAGAAGCUGCUGGUAGCGGUGGAAGAGACCUGUGGGUUCGCUGUGGAGUGAAGAGCAGCCAAAGGCCACAGAUUCUAGCUCACGGCCACCAGGCCAAAGCCUCCGCUCGGCGCCGCCUGGAGCGGCCGAGGCGCUGGUUCCAGAGGCCCCGGGAGGGCCCGCGCUGUUGGAGCGAGGGCAGGGGACUUUGGCUCAUGGCUCUCACCCCCUCUCCUCCUUACGACAGUACUCCCACCCUCCAUCGCCAUCCAAUAAAACGCAGCCAGCUUUAGAUCUGGCUUCGCUCACACAGGAUGCUCUGCUCCGGUUGUAACAUCCGGCCGUAGGCUCACUGCCCUGUGGUCUUUGCAGGAGGCUCUACCGAGUCAUGAACUGAGCUCAGCCUUCUGAGCGUUUGGAACUGGUAGCUACGCUGGCGAUUCUGUCAGGACAGUCCUGAGGCCGCUUUCCAAAGUCCAAAUUUCACUUCCUGGCAGCCUGCUCUGGGUCGAAGAUUAACCUCCCCCUGAAAACUUACUGCAAAUACACGCUCACCGGAUCUGCCACGGCAGGAGCUUCCGUCCUAAGCGUGCAGGGCAGCGUUAGCUGGGGGCCAGGGCUUUUCUUUCCAGCACGUCCUGGUUGAAAUUUUUGUUCUGCGUAGAGAAAAGUGAUCUUUCCUUUUAAGAGUCCUUUUCGCCACAUUAUCUACCCAGUUUGAAAUACUUUCCCAGCGGAAAUACCCCAGGACAGAGCUCCCGCACCACAGGGCUCAGCGGGCCACUCGGACACUAACACACUAUUCUGCGGAAAGUGCUAACAGCUACGCUAAUAAAACAAAAUUCUGUUCUGAUAGCUGCUGGUUUGGUGCAAACUAGCUUAAAAGGGAGAGAGGGAACAGGUAACCUCAAUGACCGAACUCCACCCCAAGUUACUAUUUUACAGAAAGAGGUGUGGGUGGCCCUGACGGCAGAGGGAGGUGAGGUGGUGCCGCUGACAAGUGCUACUUGGUUUGCGCGCCCUGAUGUCUUCAUGUGACGAGCAAGGCCAGAGCACGCCGAGACCCUCCUGCUGGCCCCGCUCCAGUUGGCACAGACGGGCAGCGUGUGACAGCAGCUGGGCUCCAGAGAGCUCAGAUCGCGGGGAACAGCAGCAGCCACAGGUUUUUCCGUCCGGCGUUUUGUUUUGUUUAGGGGCAAGUACAGGGUCAUUCAUUAGCGAGACGUUUCACUGUUGAGACUUGGCUGCUGAGGCUUCUGACUCAGCCGUUGGUCAGGUGGGUUGGAAGGAGCGUUUGCCAGCUGUCCCGCCGUCUGGUGUCACUGACGCUGGACCGCGGCGGGUGGAGGCACACCAGCUUCUCAUCUCACUGGGUCCCGGGCUUGCCUGGAAGCAGCCUGUCAUUUGGCAUGGGGGUGCUCAGCGCUCGCCCUGCACAGAGGUUCAUCCAGUCUGUGGGCACGACUGCCAGCUGUGGACUCUGAGAGCUGAGCCCUGGGCUACUUCCUGGGGCUCGGAGAGAAGGGAUGUCACGUGUGACUUGGCGUAGAAGGAAAACGUCGUCCAGCCACUGAGCCCCGGCCGAACUGUGGCUUUGUCUCCAGGAGUCCCGCCGGGUCCCAGUGGGGCCUGUCCGGUGCCUCAUUUCCCCCGAUGCUGAGGGCCUCCUAGGCGCUCAGUGACCCCGUCCGGCCUCGUCAUCUUCCGGGAGGAGGAGGGAGCGGGAGGGACAGACCUCCCACCAGGUAGGUCCUCCCCCGGAACCUGCCCGGUGGGAGAGGAGAGGACAGCCGAGCCCGCAGUGCUUGGGCAGGAAGUGAGGGUGCAGAGGUGGGAAGGACUUGGCAGCAGGAAGGUUGCAUUUGACCAUGUGUGACCGCCUUCCUGCCGUCGGGAGGAGCCGGGAACACCCUCCACAUCGGCCCCUGCCGGCCCGCCUGUUCCCGCCGGUCAGGUGUCUCCCCAGCGAGAUCCAAAGGUCACGUCUGGUCCUCCGGGAGCUGCCUGGGACACGAGUCACCGCCCAUAAGGCCUGGGUCUCUGCUUUUGCACUUAACUUGCCCGUGGGCCCCUCAUCAGCCGAGUGUUACGAGGAGCCUGAAAAGCAGACCUUCCCAGCGCUCCAGUUUACUCUUGCCAACAGGCCUGCCUGUGCGCAGCAUUGCACUCCUAGAACCUUAAACACUGACGAUGGUUUGGGCCUUCCGAACCACCCCAAAGAGCAGCGUAGCGAGCAAUGGUAAAAGCUCCGGACUGCACUGGUCUCAGGAGCCCCUGCACACGCCCGCUCUCCCCUGUCCUCUCGGGAACCCCGAGGCCACCCGUCCCGCACCUCUGCCCAUGCUCCGCCCUCACCAGCCGUCAGCAGCCCCCCCUCAGGGAUGUAGCAGACCACCCUCUGCCAGCGCUUUAGGCGGGAAGCGAAGGGCUGCUGUGGGGAGCACCCGCCUGCCGAGGGGCUGUGGCCCCUGGGUCCACGUUCAGGGCGAUGGUCCCCGGAGCUGAGCUGCCGGGAGGGGCCUGUGCCAAGAACAGGCCGCCCCACCCUGCAGCCGGGUGCCCCCCACGGCAGCCUUCCCGAAACAUAGUAUGAAUUUUUAAAAUUCGUUUAUUUUUGUUUCUCAACCACUUUAUAAUGUAUUUAAUUUAUUUUGUAAUGUCUUGUUUUUAAGUAUUGCUGCUAUCCUUGUUAUUCUUCCCACUGUUUUUAUUGCUGAUUUAUUUUGUGAAAGUUGUACACUAAUGUUCUGUUUUAUGUCAAAAUCAAAAGUAUUUAAAGAAAUACUAGUUCUAUUUAAUGUGGUUACGGAACCAGCUGGAAACAAGAGACAAACAGCGACUGUACAGCAGGCUGGACCAGGAGGGGAGGUCAUUUUGUUACAUAUGCAAUAAACUCACGACUUUACA
Messenger RNA from Pipistrellus kuhlii (Kuhl's pipistrelle), 5428 nucleotides. RefSeq names its product SMAD specific E3 ubiquitin protein ligase 1 (gene SMURF1). The coding region runs from base 320 to 2593 and encodes 757 amino acids. Gene Ontology annotation, molecular function: protein binding; ubiquitin protein ligase activity. Gene Ontology annotation, biological process: ubiquitin-dependent protein catabolic process; negative regulation of BMP signaling pathway. Lineage: Eukaryota; Metazoa; Chordata; Mammalia; Chiroptera; Vespertilionidae. The transcript is spliced from 19 exons. The record is from RefSeq and is a predicted model, not a curated record.